This is a messenger RNA of Nestor notabilis (Kea), 4875 nucleotides long. Its product is annotated as dmX-like protein 2. The annotation marks the transcript as partial. Gene Ontology annotation, biological process: vacuolar acidification. Gene Ontology annotation, cellular component: RAVE complex. The transcript is spliced from 19 exons. The record is from RefSeq and is a predicted model, not a curated record. Gene Ontology annotation, molecular function: protein binding. Lineage: Eukaryota; Metazoa; Chordata; Aves; Psittaciformes; Psittacidae.
GGCUCUGGUUGUGAUAUUGUUAUUCUGGCAGAUGACUUCGAAUGUGUGCAAAUUAUUCCUGGUGCUAAACAUGGAAAUAUCCAGGUCAGUUGCGUGGAGUGCUCCCAGCAACAAGGCAGGAUUGCAGCAUCAUAUGGAAAUGCUGUUUGCAUUUUUGAACCACUUGGUAUAAAUUCUCAUAAAAGAAAUAGUCAACUAAAGUGUCAGUGGCUUAAAACUGGCCAAUUCUUCCUCAGUUCUAUGACUUAUAACCUGGCAUGGGAUCCUCAAGGUAACAGGCUGCUGACAGCAACUGACUUUUUGCAAUUGUGGGCCCCUCCAUCUAGUGACAUUCUAGAAGAAAAUGAUGAUGAUCCUGACAAUCAGGUCAAAGAUGAUAAAGUUCUCCCAGUUCUAAAUGACUGGAAAUGUGUCUGGCAGUGCAAGACUGCAGUAUCAGUACAUUUGAUGGCAUGGUCUCCUGAUGGUGAAUAUUUUGCAACAGCUGGGAAAAAUGACUGCCUUUUAAAGGUUUGGUAUCCUAUGACUGGUUGGAAGUCAUCUCUUCUGCCCCAAGAGAACGAAGAAAAGAAAAAAAGCUCAGGGGUUGUCAACUUCUCAUUUGUUUAUUUGGCGCAUCCUCGAGCAGUGACAGGAUUUUCAUGGCGUAACAUUAGCAAGUACAUGCCCAGGGGUUUGGUCUGUAAUGUGUUACUCACAUCUUGUCUUGAUGGCGUCUGUCGGCUGUGGGCAGAGACAUUGUUACCAGAAGAUACUCUUCUUGGUGAGCAGAUCUGUGAAACCAGCACUUCCAGCAUUAGUAGCACUGUCUCUCAAUCUGGAAAGCAAAAGGACAGGAUACAGCAUGCACUAGAGACAAUUCACGAGUUGAAAAAUAUGAGAAAAGGACAAAGGAGAUCUUCAGUUCUUGUUACUCACACAGAUGUAUUGCCAGAUCAACAGGGUACCCACGAAGUUCAGCGUCACAUUUCACAUCACGCAAAUGCGCUUGGUCACUUCCACAUAGCAGCAAGCAUCAACCCUAAUACAGAUAUUCCAUCAGUCUUGGCUGGAACGGCUUUUAAUAUAGAUGAAGGAAAUGGAGGCUUCGUUGUUCACUGGUUGAAUAAUAAAGAAUUUAAUUUUACAUCCUCUAUUGAAGUAUUUAUGCAGCAUCUAAGAAAAAUUUCUGAACAAGUAGAACAAGAUUUUGAUGUUCAGGCUGAAAAGGAAGAAGAAAUGGAAGAAAAAGAGAAAGGUUUACAUAUGAAAUUAGAUCAUGACUUGUCUAUGGACAGGGAAUCAGAGACAGGGACUGGUACAGGCUCUUCAGAACAUGAAGAUGGAGAAAGAGAAGGAAGCCCCAAAACAUCUCUACUAACAGGCCCGUGCAUGCCUCUUCCAACAGUUUUAUUAGAUCAGAAAAUUGAGUUGCUCGUAACCGAAUGGAACAGAAAUCCAGAUAUGCUUUUUACUAUCCACCCCAUUGAUGGUACCUUUUUGGUGUGGCAUGUGAAAUACUUAGAUGAAUACACUCCAGGCAUCUUUCGGCAAGUUCAGGUUUCAUUUGCUUCUAGUAUUCCUGUUGCAUUUCCAUCAGGAGAUGCUAGCUCCCUGAGCAAAAAUAUUAUGAUGUACGCUUGCCCUGUCUUUGUAAAAGAUGACAGUAAUGCUGUCUAUCAGAAGACAAUGGACUUUCCAGAUAAGACUCUAGCAAAUAAAGGAUCAAGCUUUGACCAGGAUGGUGGAAAUGUGAAUAUAAUUUCUCCCAAAAUAAUGAUGGUUUCCAAACAUAUAGAUGGCUCUCUAAAUCAGUGGGCAGUUACUUUUGCUGAUAAGUCAGCUUUCACUACUGUGCUAACUGUAUCACAUAAAUUUAGGUACUGCGGUCACCGUUUUCAUCUCAACGAUCUGGCUUGCCAUUCUGUUUUACCAUUACUGCUAACAUCUUCUCAUCAUAAUGCUCUAUUAACUCCUGAAUCAGACAGUUCCUGGGACUCUGAUACGAUAAACAGAAAAAUUGAUCCAAUUAAACAUGUGAAAGGUUCUUCUAGGCAGCAGCUUAAAAAUGCAGCAACCCGUACAUUCCAUGACCCAAAUGCAAUCUAUAGUGAGCUGAUUUUGUGGCGUGUAGACCCUAUAGGACCUUUAUCAUACACUGGAGGAGUAUCUGAAUUGGCACGAAUUAACUCUCUUCAUACCUCCGCUUUCUCUAACGUAGCCUGGCUUCCAACACUUAUUCCCAGCUAUUGCCUUGGUACAUACUGCAACUCUGCUAGUGCUUGCUUUGUUGCAUCUGAUGGCAAAAAUUUGAGACUCUAUCAAGCUGUUGUAGAUGCACGAAAACUUCUAGAUGAAUUAUCUGACCCUGAAUCAUCUAAACUUAUUGGGGAAGUGUUUAAUAUUGUGAGCCAACAAUCUACUGCUCGACCAGGAUGCAUUAUUGAACUUGAUGCAAUAACUAACAAAUGUGGCUCAAACACACAAUUGCUUCAUGUCUUUCAAGAAGACUUCAUUUUGGGAUACAAACCACAUAAGGAAGAUGUGGAAGGGAAGGAAACUGAGAUAUUUUUCCAGCCGUCACAAGGGUAUCGUCCACCACCUUUCUCAGAGAAGUUCUACCUAGUAGUAAUUGAAAAAGAUAGUAAUGGCUGCUCUGUUCUUCAGAUGUGGCAUCUUCAUCUCAAAUCUGUGCAAGCCUGUUUAGCAAAGCCAACUGAAGCUCCUUCACCAGAGAAUAAGCUUAGCGUACCUGUGCAGAAGACUGUGGUUUCUUCUCCAAAUGUAUCACCUGGCAUAAGUCCUAUUCCUCGAUCUUCAUCAAUUGCUAAUCUUCAGACUGCUAGUAAACUCAUUCUGAGCUCCAGACUUGUGUAUAGCCAACCUCUGGAUCUUCCUGCUGGUGUAGAAGUAAUAAGAGCAACUCCUUCAGCAGGUCACCUGAGCUCUUCAUCAAUAUACCCAGUCUGCCUUGCACCUUAUCUGAUAGUAACAUCAUGUUCAGACAACAGAGUGCGGUUCUGGAGAUGUACUGUAGAGACAGACCUAAACAGCAAAAACGAAGAAAGGGAAACAUAUCAUUGGAGGAAAUGGCCUUUAAUGAAUGAUGAAGGAGAAGACAACAGCAGUACAGUGAGCAUUGUAGGAAGGCCUGUUGCCGUUAGCUGUUCUUACACAGGACGUCUUGCAGUAGCAUACAAACAACCCAUACAGCAUAAUGGUUUUGUUUCCAAAGAAUUUUCCAUGCAUGUUUGUAUACUUGAAUGUGAGUCUACAGGAGGAUCAGAAUGGGUUUUGGAACAGACAAUUCAUCUGGAUGAUUUAGUUAAGGUUGGAAGCGUACUUGAUUCAAGAGUCAGUGUAGAUAGUAAUUUAUUUGUUUACAGUAAAUCAGAUGCUUUUUUGAAUAAAGACAAAUACCUGGUGCCUAGUAUCAAGCAUUUGGUGCAUUUGGACUGGGUAUCAAAAGAAGAUGGUUCACAUAUAUUGACAGUUGGAGUUGGUGCCAACAUCUACAUGUACGGAAGGCUUUCAGGAAUUGUAACAGAUCAAACCAGCAGCAAAGAGGGAGUAGCUGUCAUUACUUUACCACUAGGUGGUAGCAUAAAACAAGGUAUAAAGUCGAAGUGGGUGUUGCUUAGAUCAAUUGAUUUGGUAUCGUCUGUAGAUGGCACUCCUUCACUGCCUGUUUCUCUGUCCUGGGUGAGAGAUGGUAUACUGGUAGUGGGAAUGGACUGCGAAAUGCAUGUUUAUGCCCAGUGGAAACAUGCUAUCAGGUUUGGUGAUGGAGAAAAUGAUGUUUUUACUACUGAAGACUCAACAACACAAGAUCCACUCAAAACAAGCCUGAUAGCAAAGAAGACCAGUGUAAUUGAUAGGGCAGGUAUUGUGGAUGAUGUUUUUGGCACUCCAACUGUAAUACAGGAUGGUGGCCUUUUUGAAGCUGCUCAUGUUCUUUCACCUACUCUACCCCAGUAUCAUCCAACCCAGUUGUUAGAACUUAUGGAUCUGGGUAAAGUUCGCCGAGCCAAAGCCAUUCUAUCGCAUUUAGUUAAAUGUAUUGCAGGAGAAGUUGCAAUUGUUAAAGACACAGAAGCUGGAGAAGGAACUGGUCCUAAACGCCAUCUUUCUCGCACCAUAAGUGUAAGUGGUAGUACUGCAAAGGAUACCAUCACAGCUGGAAAAGAUGGUACUCGAGACUACACAGAGAUAGACUCAAUUCCCCCAUUGCCACUGUAUGCGUUGCUUGCUGCAGAUCAAGAUGCCACUUUUGUUUCUGAAGAAACUUCUAAAAUACCUCAGGGCUCUGAAGAUCAUGCUAAGAGAAAAACAGAAGAUCAGUACUCAGACCUAUUCCAAAUUCCGUCUGUUACAACUGAAGACUUCAUUGAUUUUGAGCCUGAAAAGAGGGAGAGUAAAUCCAAAGUUAUUAAUCUAUCACAGUAUGGUCCGACUUACUUUGGCCGAGAACAUGCUAGUGUUCUGUCAAGCCACCUGAUGCAUUCAAGUCUGCCAGGCCUCACUCGACUGGAGCAGAUGUUCCUUGUAGCUUUGGCAGACACUGUGGCCACAACAAGCACUGAACUAGAUGAGAACAGAGAUAAGAAUUACUCAGGAAGAGAUACUUUAGACGAAUGUGGCUUACGAUACUUGUUGGCUAUGCGCUUGCACACCUGCCUCCUGACGUCACUCCCACCUCUGUAUCGAGUUCAGCUGCUUCACCAAGGCCUUUCUACUUGCCAUUUUGCGUGGGCUUUUCAUUCUGAGGCUGAGGAGGAGUUGAUCAGUAUGAUUCCUGCUAUCCAGAAGGGAGACCCUCAGUGGUCUGAAUUAAGAGCUGUGGGUAUUGGUUGGUGGGUCAGGAAUAUCAAUACACUCCGAAGGUGCAUUGAGAAG